Messenger RNA from Talaromyces proteolyticus, 1053 nucleotides. Its product is annotated as putative 50S ribosomal subunit L7. NCBI's taxonomy places the organism in Eukaryota, Fungi, Ascomycota, Eurotiomycetes, Eurotiales, Trichocomaceae. The coding region runs from base 1 to 1053 and encodes 350 amino acids. Gene Ontology annotation, biological process: translation. The record is from RefSeq and is a predicted model, not a curated record. Gene Ontology annotation, molecular function: RNA binding; structural constituent of ribosome. The transcript is spliced from 3 exons. Gene Ontology annotation, cellular component: ribosome; cytosolic large ribosomal subunit.
AUGGCUACUCACGAGCCUUCUAGACACCUCUCAAAGGCUCUUUCGCGGGCUCUGACAACGACGAAACGAUCGCACUAUACUGUCUUCCGGCGCAAUGCCUCCAAGCAGGCCGCCACUGCACCGGCCACGGUUGAACCAGCGUCUUCUCUAGCAGCAACGGUCCCAGAGUCAAUCGUCAAAUCAUUCGACCCCAUUGCGCGAGCAGCAGCGCGUAAAACGAAACUUCCCAGAAGUCGAUACCAAUUCCGCUCUCCCAAAUAUGACCGAGGCCCUCUUCACCCUCACCGACCUCCUCCCCCCUCAGACCCCUCUUCGCGAUUAUUCGUUCCCGGUCCUUUCACUCUUCCUCGCGUGCAACAGACCUACGAGUCCACAAUAGCAUCCGACAUUCUAACGCUUUGCUACGUCCACCGACCCCCAGGAUUCCAACCACCGGUGAAAGCGCCUCGACUACGUCCAUGGGAUGGCAGCUCGCCGUAUCACAAAAACAGACCUCUCCGCGGUCCCCGUGGUGGCGACGUCUUGCGGCUCCUCCGCAAGCCCAUCACAUUUAACAACAUCCCGAGAGUUGAACGCAUCACCAUCCACAGCUAUGUGAAACGUGCGGCGACAGAUGGCUCGCAAUGGCUGCAUGUCGCCGGUAUGGCUGUGCAAGCCAUAUCGAAUGUGCGCGUUGAAACAUUCAAGUCCAAAACUAGUGUUUCACCUUGGGGCAUUGUUCCAGGACGAGACACCGUGGCCGUGAAGGCUGAGCUGUACAAUGAAAACAUGCAGCAUUUCCUCGGGAAGUUAGUUGAAAUUGUUCUUCCCAAAAUCAAGGAGUGGAAGGGUGUCCAGGGUACCAGUGGUGAUAGUAGUGGGAACAUCACGUUCGGGUUGCAGCCAGAGGAGGUGGCUCUAUUUCCAGAGAUAGAAGUCAACUAUGACAUGUACCCUGCCAAGAUGAUUCCCGGUUGCCACAUCACUCUACACACGUCUGCCACUACAGACAAAGAUGCAAGACUUCUCUUGAGCGCAUUGGGCAUUCCAUUCCAGGGCAAGUUCGUCGACUAG